Messenger RNA from Melampsora larici-populina 98AG31, 738 nucleotides. RefSeq lists its product as uncharacterized. The record is from RefSeq and is a predicted model, not a curated record. The transcript is spliced from 5 exons. NCBI's taxonomy places the organism in Eukaryota, Fungi, Basidiomycota, Pucciniomycetes, Pucciniales, Melampsoraceae. Bases 1 to 738 code for a protein of 245 amino acids.
AUGAGAUACAAUCCAUACACAUUGAGUUUUUAUUCCUUCUCUGCGUGUUGCCUCUUGAUUGGAGCACAGUGUCUUCUUGUUCAUAUAUUUGCAUCACUAGAUUUUUGUCCAUCACCUGUUGAUCGAGGUCCAUUUCCUUCUUGUUCCAAUAAUUACAUCACUCGCUUUUAUAUCAUUUCUGCCAUGCGCCUAACUAUCAAUGGUGAUGUCUUUGGAGACGUUGUACUCAAUGGAGUUAACUCCCAAAUAGUUGGAAAUCAGGCUGCUCGAAUCCUUCAAAGACGACCAAUACUUGAGCCGGCUCGAGUGCUUAGAAGACGCCAAGUUCCUCAACCGGUUCUCCCUGCCCCUGCUCGAGUACUUCGAAGGCGUCGCAUUCCUCAAGCCGCGCGCCCUCAGCCUCCUCGAGAGCUUCGGAGACGUCCAGUCCCCCAAAACCCAAGGCGUUACAGUUGUGUUCCAAUCCCAUCCCAUCAGGAGGAUCCUAUCUUUUGGGACAAAGUCUUCAAGCUACCGCAUGACUUCCUCCAAUACAUUUCGCCAACUUGUGACCUCCGUGAUCAUUUCACCACAUGCCGGAUUCUUCGGGACAUCAUCCUUUAUUUCAAUCCAGGCUAUCAACUGCCGCUCAAUGCGCGGAAGUCCGAGCUCAUCAAAACGUUUCAAGAUCUUGUGAUAUGCUUGGGAGCAAGUAAAAUAGGAUUGUGCUUGUCUGGGAUUGCUUGGGAAACUGUGUGA